GUGAUGAGCCUAGACAUCCAUAAAUCGUCUCUUGUAUGUUGCUGCCCAAUCUAGUCAAUGUUCUUAUCGUGUGGUCAAGAUCGAUGGCUUGUCCUAUCUGCAAAUUGGCCUGGAAAAAAUAACAAUCCGCAUGAACACUGGGAGACAACUAGACAAGUGGGAGUAGCUAGCAUCUCUUGUCACGAAACCACAGCUACGCAAGUCUCGUAUUGAUCCUCUCCUCUUUGACGCAGCAUAAGAUAAGAGCAAGCCCAUAUAUCCCAUCUAUGGAAUCGCCGGGAACAUAUAUAUGGUCAUCGUCUUCCUUGAGACCGGCGAUGUCGCCGCAGCUGAACACACCAAAGGCAUAGGAUUUUACCCUGGUUAGAGCUGAUUGAAACAUCGCUCGCUUGGUCAUCAUCGGCCUCGCCUUUCAAGUUCUGCAAGUUCGGCAUCGCCUUUCUCGUUGCCCAUUCACUCAAGAAGCUAUCUAAAGACCAUGUUAGUCUCGUGACUAUAACUUGGAAUUUUUGGUGCAUUACCCUGAUUCCUUCGACAAGUUUCUCUAUGGCAACCAUAUUGGAUUCUUUGGUUGAAUCUUGUGCUAACAAGUUGCAAGAGAUCAUUACUGAGGAGGCAAUACCAAUUUUAAGUGUGAAGGAAGAACUCAGGGAACUACAGGAAAGAAUCAAACAAAUACAGUGCCUUAUCAGUGAUGCUGAGCAAAGAGGCACAAAUGACUCAAUAGUGCACAAUUGGUUUUCUUCGCUAAAAGAUGCUAUGUAUGAUGCUGAUGAUAUCAUCGAUUUGGCUAGUUUUGAAGGAAGCAAGCUAUUAGGUGACCAUUAUUCAUCAGGGAAAGCAGCUGUAUGCAGUGGACUUUCACUACUCACUUGCUUUUCCAAUAUUCAGGUUCGCCAUGAGAUUGGCAACAAAAUCAGAAACCUAAACAGAAAAAUAGAGAAAAUAACAAAGGAUAAAAUAGUUGCAACACUUGAGGAUAAAGAGCCAUCAGAUAAAGGUUCAACAUCAGAACCAAGAAAAAGUGCACACAUUGUUGAACCCAACCUUGUGGGGAAGGAGAUUGUGCAUUCUUGCAGAAAAUUGGUUAAUCUGGUGCUUAGACACAAGGAAGAGAAGACUUACAAGCUUGCUAUUGUUGGGACAGGGGGGAUUGGAAAGACAACACUAGCUCAGAAAGUAUACAAUGAUAACAAAUUAAAACAAAGCUUCAACAAACAUGCCUGGAUCUAUGUUUCUCGGGACUACUCCCCAGUUUCCCUUUUGAGAGAAUUACUUAGAACCAUGGAAGUUCAUCAUACACAAGAAGAAUCAGUUGAAGAACUCCAAAACAAACUUGAAUCAGCUAUUAAAGACCAGAGUAUUUUCCUUGUCCUAGAUGAUCUAUGGCGGUCUAAUGUAUGGGUAGAUCUACUAAGAGCUCCACUGCAUGCUGCAGCCACUGGAAUAAUUCUAGUUACUACUCGAGAUGAGACUGUCGCAAGAGAAAUUGGGGUUAAUCUAACACAUCGUGUCAACCUGAUGUCACUAGAUGUUGGUUGGGAGCUUCUCUGCAAGAGCAUGAACAUUCAGGAUGUGAAAGAGGUGCAAAAUUUGCAAGAUAUAGGGGUAGAGAUUGUGCAGAAAUUGGGUGGGCUCCCUCUUGCUAUCAAUGUUGUUGCUAGAGUUUUGGCAAGCAAGGAUCAAACUGAGAUUGAAUGGAGAAACAUUUUAACAACAAAUGUUUGGUCCAUGAGUAAUCUUCCUAAAGAAAUAAGUGGUGGCUUGUAUCUAAGUUAUGAUGAUUUACCACAACAUUUGAGGCAAUGUUUUCUUUAUUGUAUUGUAUUUCCUGAAGAUCGGGUCUUGGACCGUGAUAACCUGAUCAGGAUGUGGGUUGCUGAAGGCUUUGUAAAAGUGGACAACGAUAAACUUUUAGAAGAUAUAGCAGAAGAGUACUACCAUGAGCUAAUAAGUAGGAAUAUCCUCCAUCCUGUUUUCGAAUAUUAUGAUCGGAGCAUAUGCAAAAUGCAUGGUCUCUUAAGGCAACUUGCUUGUCAUUUAUCAACACAAGAAUUCUAUAUUGGAGAUCCAGAAUCGUUAGUAGACAAUACUAUAUGCAAACUGCGACGCAUGUUAGUCACCACAGAGAAAGAUACGGUAGUCAUACCUAGCAUGGGUAAGGAGGAAAUUAAAUUGAGAACUUUCAAAAGUAAUGGAAAACCAUGGGGGAUUGAGAACACAUUUUUCAUGAAAUUAAAAUAUCUUCGUGUUCUGGACCUAAGUGACUCACUCGUGCAAUCAGUACCAGAUUAUGUUAAAAAUUUAAUUCAUUUGCGCUCACUUGAUCUUGAUGGAACCCUCAUAUCCUGUCUCCCAGAAUCUAUUGGUGCUCUAAAACAUCUUCAGAUGUUAAAUUUACAGAGAUGUGAAUCUUUGCAUAGUUUGCCUAGAGCGAUCACUCAGUUGUGCAAAUUGAGGCGGCUUGGUCUUGAUGGCACGCCUAUAAAUCAAGUUCCAAAAGGGAUAGGAAGACUAAAAUAUCUCAAUGAUUUACAAGGAUUUCCUAUUGGUGGUGGAAGUGACGAUACUAUAAUGCAAGAUGGAUGGGACCUGCAUGAGCUGGCUCAUCUUUCAAACCUGUGGAAGCUUGACUUGAAAAAAUUGGAAAGAGCAACUCCUUCCAGUAGUGCAGAUUCAUUGUCAUUAAUGGACAAAGGUCACCUCAAAGUUCUAAAGCUAUGGUGCACUGAACUAGAAGAUGAAGCAUAUUCAGAGGAAAGCAUUAGCAAUGUUGAGAUGAUAUUUGAGCAGUUAACUCCUCCAGACAAAUUAGAAGAACUUGUUAUAGUUGCAUUCUUUGGCCGGAAGUUGCCCACUUGGCUUGGUACUUCUGAUUUGUCUUCACUGAAAUAUUUGAACAUCGAAGAAUGCAAAUCAUGUGCAGAUCUUCCAUCAAUGGGGCAUCUACCCAAUUUAGAAUACCUGAAAAUUGCGGGAGCAACAUCAAUUACCAAGAUUGGACCCGAAUUUGUUGGCCAUGGGGUGAGAAAUGUUGGAUCCACAGACGAAAUUGUUUUCCCUAAGCUUGAAUGGUUGAUAAUCAAUAAUAUGCCCAACUGGAAAGAGUGGUCCUUCAUUGAGGAAGAAGAAGAAAUGGCACCUAAGGAAGGAGGAGAGGAUGGAGCUGUAGAGAAGCAAAAGGGGUCAAGGUUGUUUCCUUGUUUGAGGAAGUUGGACCUUCUGUACUGUCCCAAGCUAAGAGCUCUUCCAUGGCAGCUUGGACAGCAGGCCACCAACUUGAAUGAGCUUAUUAUAUAUGGAGCAAGUUGGUUGAAGAAGGUGGAGGACCUCCCAUUCCUUGAUAAGGCCCAAGUUGAGACAUGUGCACGCCUGGAGAGGGUCUCCAACCUUUCCCAAUUGAGAAAGUUGUACAUACGUGAUUGCGUAAAUUUGAGGUGUGUUCAGAAUUUGGGCAAUUUGGAGCACCUUUUGCUGGACGAGGAUAUGCAGGAGCUCUCAUCGCUCUGGGUUCCGGGUCUUCAAGAGCAACGCUGCCAGCUUCAUGGAGAUGAGCUGGAGGUCCAUGAGUGGCUUGGAGAGCCAAUUGAUUAGAUGCAAACAAGGUUGUUUAGCUUGAAGAAUUGGGCAGUGCAGUCACUUUUCUGUUUUCUGUUUUCAACUAGUUACUGGUAUUUGAAAGAUUAAAAAUACAAAAAAAUAAGAAACACGAAAAAUAAAAAAAUCAUCAAAAUGAAAAAA
Molecule: messenger RNA, 3741 nt
Organism: Oryza brachyantha (malo sina)
Lineage: Eukaryota; Viridiplantae; Streptophyta; Magnoliopsida; Poales; Poaceae
Product: putative disease resistance protein RGA4
Exons: 3
Coding region: 547-3594 (1015 amino acids)
Biological process (GO): defense response to other organism
Molecular function (GO): ADP binding
Source: RefSeq, a predicted model, not a curated record